CGUAUUUCAAUUGCCGUGGGUUGGUUGGAUUGCAUGAGUAUCAAGUUUUUUCAUAUAUGCUGCAUGAAAAAGCACGAAAUAAAUACCAAAACCAUUAAUUUAGCAUUCUCUGUUUUGUAGUGUACACUUUGGCUUUGUCGUUGCUUUGUAAUUUGAUCUUUGAUCCCAACAACGAAAUGUCAAGUCACAGUGCUUCAUGCUCAAGUGACAUUUCAGUCGACCUUACCGAUGCCUUUCGAAGUAUGAUACUUGACAAGCGUUUCGUGCUGUGGGAUGAUUUUGAAAGCGCCUUAAAAGAGUUCCAAAAAGUAUGGAAUUAUAAUUUUAUCGCUUCUCAGACUACUUAUACUCGUUACAUCCACACGGAAAGCAGACUGCUGAAGGAUGUCAGGUUUAAAUACCUGUUCGUAACGUUUAAUUGUACGUUUGGCCAUAAACGGAAAUCGGAAGGUUUGAAAGUGAACCAAAAAUCGUCUAAAUUCCGUAAUUGUCAAUCUAAAUUCCGUGUAAGAUUAGAGGAGCAAGGAUAUGUCAUCAAAUCCUACAACAUGCUCCACAAUCAUCCAUGUAGUAGUUCAUGGAUGGUAUGUGAUCCAUGGACAAGGAGAUUAUCAUCAGAAGAAAAAGAGAACUUGAAGCCCGUAAUACUUCACUGUGAGUCAGCAGAUGAAGUUAUCGAAAGUAUUAAGGAGAGAACUGGUAAGCAAGUAACUGCUGCCGAUGUCAAAGGUAUGAGAGCUACACUCUCAACUGGUAAGUGUAUAUAAAUAUAUUUCAGGUUGUUUUACUCGGAAGCAGGUGAUGGAUAUGCUGAGACAGAAAGGCGAAGUGAGAGAACAUUUAGAAAAUGGAUAUACCACGAGAAUGUGCUUCAGUAGUUAUGACCAAAUACAACUGUACAGGAA
Schistosoma guineensis is the source of this 905-nucleotide messenger RNA. NCBI's taxonomy places the organism in Eukaryota, Metazoa, Platyhelminthes, Trematoda, Strigeidida, Schistosomatidae. The record is from the annotation of a GenBank genome assembly.